Messenger RNA from Tyto alba (common barn owl), 1784 nucleotides. Its product is annotated as keratin, type I cytoskeletal 19-like. The transcript is spliced from 8 exons. Gene Ontology annotation, molecular function: structural molecule activity. The record is from RefSeq and is a predicted model, not a curated record. Bases 74 to 1450 code for a protein of 458 amino acids. NCBI's taxonomy places the organism in Eukaryota, Metazoa, Chordata, Aves, Strigiformes, Tytonidae.
GGGGACAGAGGGAUCACAAUCGGAUCCCGCAGCGACCCGUGCAGCUUGCCGCGUGGAUCCUCGCGCUCUCACCAUGAGCUGUGCCGUCAGGCAGGUUGUUCCUACCUGUUCCCAGGGCAGGAGCAGCGUGGGCAGCUCUGCAGCUGGUAGUGGAAGAAAGGUCUCCUCCGCCUCCUCGGGAAGACACGCUGCCUAUGACUUAGGCGGUGUGGUUGGCAGUUUUUCCGGUGGCAGUUUAAGCGAGGGAUUGCUUGGGAAGCAGCUGAGCGCCGGCAGUGCUGCUGGUGGGAGCUUCGGAGUCACGCAGAGGGCUUGUUCCGCCCUUGGAUUCGGCGGUGGAGGCAUCUGCACUCGAGGCGCUGGUGGCGGCUUCACCAGGGCCAGCGCUGGCUGCGGUGAUGGGAUCUUAUUUGCUAACAACGAAAAGGCGACGAUGCAGAACCUCAACGACCGCUUGGCCUCUUACCUGGACAAGGUGCGACUCUUGGAGGGGGACAACGCCGACCUCGAGUGCAAGAUCAGGGAGUGGUAUGCCAAGGUAGGGCCCAGCUGCGAACCACGGGACUACAGCUGUUUUCAUAAGGAGAUCGAAGACCUUCAAAACCAGAUCCUGUGUGCAGCCAUGGAGACUAACAAAAUCCUUUUGAAUAUUGAUAACAACAGGAUGACUGCUGAUGACUUCCGAGUGAAGUACGAGACCGAGUGUGGUCUCCGGCAAAACGUGGACACGGACAUUUGCAACUUACGCCCGGUCCUGGACCAGCUGGCCAGCUGCAAGACCGACCUGCAGCUACAGUGUGAGGCUUUGACCGAAGAGAUGUGCUGUCUCAAGACGAACCACGAGGAGGAAAUGAGCUGUCUGAGGAAACAGGCGACUGGAGAUGUGAGCGUGGAGGUCAAUGCCUGCCCCGGCCCAGACCUGAGGAAGAUCCUGGAGGAUCUGAGGUGCCAGUAUGAAACGCUGAUGGAGCGCAACCGCAAAGAGACUGAGCAGUGGUAUGCCUGCAAGGUGGAGGAGGUGAAUCUGGAGGUCGUCACAAGCAGCCAGGAGAUCGAGUCAAGCAACAAACAGGUCACUGAGCUGAGACGCCAGCUGCAGGCCUUGGAAAUCAAUGUGCAGGCCCAGCUCACCAUGAAAGAAAACCUGGAAUCCUCUUUGGCGGAAACCGAAUGUCGCUACAACAAAUACCUGGCUGAGCUGCAGAAUCAGAUCUCCUGCGUGGAGCAGCGGCUGGCUGAAAUUCGAGCAGAAAUGGAGUGCCAGAACCAGGAAUACAAGACCCUCCUGGAUGUCAAAUGCCGCCUGGAGCAGGAGAUUCAGACCUACCACUGCCUGCUGGAGGGCGGACAGCACGACAUCAUAGGGGCGGCGGGAAGAGGAGUCCCUGCGGCAUCAGCCGGGAGAAGCGGGGGGCUGAAAGCCAGCCUGUGUCAGCCAUGCCUGCCCUAAGCCCGGGCGCUCUGGGUGAGGAUGGGUAAGGUCACUGCAGACGAGAAAGCUUCUCUGCCAGCCCCACUGCACGUCCCCCUGAGGAGUCUCAAGGAACAAACCAUUUGGAAAAAGCAAGACAAAAAUAACCUGACAGUUCUCAGUUCUGCUUAUAGCACCAGUCGGAAGGGUCUUUGCAGAACGGCUGCCAUCCUGCCACCCACGCUGCCUGCUGCCUUCAUCCUCUGGUGCUGCUUUGAUCUAAUCACUAGUCUUCACUUGGGCUAAUCUGUUUUGCGGUCAGCUGUCUCACAACUACCAAAGCUUGUCUCUAAUAAAACUUUGCUAGUACUGA